GCUCCGAAACAAGUAACCGAGUUUCAUAACCCUUGAGCUCUUCGUUCCGUUCUUUCACGCUCCUGGAUCGUGCCGAUCUCGCAGGUACGUUAUUCACCGUUUCCUUCGUGCUUUUUUCCUUCGAAUCUGCUCUUCGAAACUAGGAUUAUAGCUCCGAUCACAGAUCAAAAAGUUAUUAUAGGUUUCUUAUCCUCUAGAUCUACAAAUCGUCGAAGUUUCAGAGUUUCUGUUCGAAUCGGUUGUGGAAAUCGAUAAUAAGGUUAGUGAAGGUUCAGAUCUCGUUUUAUUAAUCACGAUUCAAUCUCAGCUCUCUGAAUCGUAGCUCAUUUGAUGAUCUUCAGGUCCUCAUAAGCCCUAGAUCUGCAAAUCCACAGAUUAUCAGAGGAUACAAUACUGGAAUUUCGUUCCGUUUCAUGUAAAUCUGUAACCGGAAAAGGAUUUUAGGUGAAAUAGGUUCAGAUCUUAGUACAGGAACAAGAUCUGUUGUUUUUUUUUUCCCUAAAUUUUGAGUCUCUGUGAUCUAGAUCGGUAGAUAAACGGAUUAGGGCUUUCCUAAAAAAUCUCACAUUGUAAAGAGCUCGAAGGAUUGAAAAAUCUGCUCGGGCACCAUCAUAUCUUUAGUUCUGAUUGUUGUCAUUCUAAGCUUUUAGAUCAGAUCUGUAAACUGCCGCUCGUCUUUUACUCGUCCGACAAUGUGGAGAUUCAAGCAGUUCAUGCCCAAAGAACAAACUGGCCUGGAAGGCCGCACAAUCGAUAUCGGUAAUCUAAAGGUUCAUGUCCGGAAUGCGAUUGCCGAAGGAGGUUUCUCUUGUGUUUAUCUUGCACGUGAUGUGGGUCCUUCAUCGAAGCAGUAUGCUUUGAAGCACAUGAUAUGUAACGAUGAGGAAUCAUUGGAUCUGGUGAAGAAGGAGGUUUCAGUGAUGAAGUUGCUUAAGGGGCAUCCCAAUGUUGUCACACUCCAGGCCCAUUCUAUUGUAGAUAUGGGAAGGACAAAGGAAGCAUUUCUUGUGAUGGAUUUCUGUGAAAAGUCUCUGGUUAGUUUGCUGGAGAACAGAGGAGCAGGAUAUUUUGAGGAAAAGCAAGUCCUAUUAAUUUUCAGGGAUGUAUGCAAUGCAGUAUUUGCAAUGCAUUCCCAUUCACCAUCGAUUGCUCAUAGAGAUCUAAAAGUUGAGAAUGUCUUAUUGGGACCUGAUGGAGCAUGGAAACUGUGUGAUUUUGGUAGCAUUUCAACCAAUCACAAGCGCUUUGACAGGGCUGAAGAGAUGGGUAUUGAAGAAGACAAUAUCAGGAAGCAUACAACGCCUGCCUACAGAGCUCCAGAGAUGUGGGAUCUGUUCAGAAGAGAAAUUCUAAGCGAGAAGGUAGACAUCUGGGCCCUUGGAUGCCUUCUGUACAGGAUCUGCUACCUCAAAUCUGCAUUCGAUGGGGAAUCAAAGCUACAAAUUCUGAAUGGAAAUUAUCGCAUUCCAGAUUUACCAAGAUACAGUUCCUCCAUAACAGACUUGAUCAAGGACAUGCUUAAAGGCUCGCCAGAUACCAGACCAGACAUCACGCAGGUGUGGUUUCGUGUUAACGAGCAAUUGCAUAUAGAGUUGCAGAAGCAGAUGCCAGAUGGGCUGACAUCAACGGUGGCAGCUGACAUGCAGCUGCCAAAUACAGGCGCACAUGAUGAAGUUCCUUUGAAGAGGACUCCUCCUAGAAGGACCCCUCCACCCCCACCUUCCUCUGGAGAGCAGGUUCGAGAUGGAUUCCCAUCGUCCUCAUCUGUGAAGGAACCACAGCACUCAAGACCAUCUCAGGGCACUUCAAAGGCAGCUGGAGGUGGAGCUCCCUUGGGUGCUUUUUGGUCCACCCAGCAUGCAAUGGAUGCGGUGGUCGGCGAGGAGAAAGGUCCCAUAUUCGAUGAAGAACCUGCUACUAGUGAAGGCACAUUGAAAAGCAAUCGUCGGAGCCCAGAAAACCACCACCAUGUGGACAGUGCUAGCCCUCCCAAAGGUCACCACAUCAAAGCUGGGCAUCAGCAACCCAAGAAGAGCGUGCAUGGGAACUCCAAGCAAUAUGAUGAUGGCCCUUCUAAGGACUUCGAAAUAAGAUUCUUCCCAGAGGAUGCAGACCGCGGUUCUGAGAAAACAAAAGCAUCAAAUCCUGCAAAUGUAGGAAUGUUUCAGAAUGAGGCGUUCAACACUUUUGUUGCUGAAUUCGAUAGCAGCAAGCUCAACUCCGGGAAUGGUAGUAGAUCAGGGAAGGAAGAUUUAGAAGCAGAAGUCGAAAGGCUGAAAGAACAGCUGAAGGUAGCUAACUUGGAAAAGGCUGAAAUAACAUCCAAAUAUGAAAAGCUGUCAGCCAUUUGCCGUUCUCAGCGGCAGGAGAUCCAGGAGCUAAAGAAUGCGCUUGCUGCCAGGACCCCAUCACCAAACAAAGAUAGUUCAAAGAUCCAGAACUCUCCUGGAAGUCGGCAGUCUGGCACCCAGCCAAGGGAGAAAAUCGAAGGAUCCGUCUGGGAACUCCAGCAAGGGAUGUUUACAAACAGUUCAACCAUGCCUGGGUCAGACUCCAAGACAUGGAAGGCUUUCAGUGAUGAGCCAAAAGCAGAGCAGCCCAUCUCGAAGAACAGCCAACCCAGAUCUGUCCGCACGACAAAUGGACACCAGAACAAACAGGCAAUCUCAAGCUCCAGCACCUGGGAUUUUGGCCAAGAUAGUUUUACAGCAAUCCCUGCUAGCCCUCAGAUAUCCCGGGCUUCUGAUCAAGUUAGUAACUCUCAGCGAUUUGGCAACCAGAAAACAGUGGAAACAAAGCAGGCCUCUCAGCCAGCUGGAUGGGCUGGUUUCUAAGCCCCAGAAAAUCAAAGGAUGGUUUGCCGGGGCCACGACUCUGUUUGCAUCCGAACAGCCCCUCAGUGUCUUGAAGAUAAAAGCCACUGUAUUUUUGCAUCUCCUCCACUGUCCCAGUGGGUGAUGAUAGUAUAUGGCGGGUCCCACACCUCACUGUUCCUAGUUGUCUCCUCCCUAGAGGACCAGGCCAUCUUCACUGGCAUUUUAUGGAAAAGGUCACCGAACCUGUGGAGAUCAGAGUGCUCGCCUGAUUUAUUUUUUAGUCUUUUAAGACAUGCAGCGCGGACACCGACGGCUAAGCGCAUCGAGACCUUUACAAGCACUUAAUUGCAUUUGGAUUUGUUUGCCUCAACAUCACCUAUCUGGACCCUCCAUUAUACCUGAUUUUAUCCUGGGAGGCUUGAAAAAAUCAUACUGAAGUGAUCAGGUAAUCCAAACAUGUUUCAGUGGCAUGCAAAAUUGGAUGGACAAGAUUGUUCUCAGGAAAUCAGUCCAGCUGCGGAUGCCUAGGAGUAGCGUAUUGAUGUGAGUUUUGUCUUGUAGUGGACAGAGUGUAGACUACACCUACUGGACGGUUCAGAUGAGUGAUAUGGAUGACACUGAGUCCACCACGCGAAACUAGGCGCAUGGGAUAGUUUCAAUGCGCUAAACCCACUUACCAUGACUGAAACUUUCACCUGGAUAAAAUUUUAUUCAACUGCCAUGUGGGUCCACCGUGUUGUGACUCAAUCAGUAGGUGGGCCACACAAUAGAAAAACAAUAGAAGAAAAAGCUUUACCUGUUGCUUGUAGUGCUUUUGGCUUGAUCUCUUCGGCUCUUCCCAUCUCUGCACGUCCCCCUGUCAUCGACACGUUGCAAAUAAGUCCCAUCGCCUCUAUCCUCGUUCCUUUCUCAUACACACAUCACCUAUGGGUCACACAUU
Molecule: messenger RNA, 3756 nt
Organism: Magnolia sinica
Lineage: Eukaryota; Viridiplantae; Streptophyta; Magnoliopsida; Magnoliales; Magnoliaceae
Exons: 8
Coding region: 693-2834 (713 amino acids)
Biological process (GO): protein phosphorylation
Cellular component (GO): cytoplasm
Molecular function (GO): protein serine/threonine kinase activity; ATP binding
Source: RefSeq, a predicted model, not a curated record